This is a messenger RNA of Monoraphidium neglectum, 513 nucleotides long. RefSeq lists its product as hypothetical. Bases 1 to 513 code for a protein of 170 amino acids. The record is from RefSeq and is a predicted model, not a curated record. The transcript has a single exon. Lineage: Eukaryota; Viridiplantae; Chlorophyta; Chlorophyceae; Sphaeropleales; Selenastraceae.
AUGCUGCCGCUGGUGCGCCCUUCUUGCGGCGUCGCGCCCGUGCCGCCGCCGCCGCCGCCCUUGCCCCCCUCCCGACCCCUCGACCGCGAGCGGCUGCGCACCCUGCCGCGCGAGGCGCUGCGGCGGCGGUCGCUCGCGCUGCCGCUGCGCCCCCUGUCGCGUCGGGGCGACGUCGGGCGGCGCGGCUCGCCGCCGCGGCCGCCGCCGCCGCCCUUGCCCCCCUCCCGACCCCUCGACCGCGAGGGGCUGUGCACCCUGCCGCGCGAGGCGCUGCGGCGGCGGUCGCUCGCGCUGCCGCUGCGCCCCCUGUCGCGUCGGGGCGACGUCGGGCGGCGCGGCUCGCCGCCGCGGCCGCCGCCGCCGCCCUUGCCCCCCUCCCGACCCCUCGAUCGCGAGCGGCUGCGCACCCUGCCGCGUGAGGCGCUGCGGUCGUGGCGGAUCUCGUGCCUGCGCCGGUCUCCGCGUCCCUCUGAACGAUGCUGGCCGUCUGGUGGGGAGCAUUCCCCUCGCUGA